Messenger RNA from Haliotis rubra (blacklip abalone), 1284 nucleotides. RefSeq names its product histone H3.3-like. The transcript is spliced from 2 exons. Gene Ontology annotation, cellular component: nucleosome. The record is from RefSeq and is a predicted model, not a curated record. Bases 173 to 616 code for a protein of 147 amino acids. NCBI's taxonomy places the organism in Eukaryota, Metazoa, Mollusca, Gastropoda, Lepetellida, Haliotidae. Gene Ontology annotation, molecular function: structural constituent of chromatin; protein heterodimerization activity; DNA binding.
AACACAGACCCACGUGCCAUCUCCAUAGCAGACGACGCAAAUCACCGAACGCCGGACAAGUAAACUCGAAGAGUCCAUCAAGAUCAAUGUUGUUGAAAAUAGACAACAUUUUAUCGUUGUUUGGUAACAGAAACUGUAUUGUUUAACCAACGAUAUCCUAUAUUAGACUGUCAUGGCUCGUACUAAACAAGCCCCCAAACUGAAGUUUGAAAACAGCCAGUCAUCCCUUCGGAAGUUACUAGUUACAAAGAGAAACCGUAAUGCAGUACAUAAUCAAUCAACACAAGUAAAAACUGGUGGAAUUAAGACGCCCAGACGAUGGAGAGCUGGUACAAAGGCUCUCAAGGAAAUCAGAAUGUACCAGAGAAGCACAGCUUUGGUAAUUAAGAAACUCCCCUUCCAAAGACUGGUAAAGGGUAUUGCUGCCAAAAUCCAGUUGGGGCUGAGGAUGCAGACGCCAGCUCUGCUAGCACUUCAGGAAGCCACUGAAGCAUUUAUGGUGGGUUUAUUCAUGGAUGUCAAUCUUUGUGCCAUUCAUGCUAAGAGAGUGACCAUCAUGCCACAAGAUGUGAAACUGGCUCUGCGCAUUAGAGGAGGACCAAACAGGAAGCUUUAGCUGGUCAUAAGAUGAUCUGUUCUUUAUUCACAAGUGUAUGUAUAUUCCUUGGGUUGCAACCAUUUGGAAGGUCACAAUGUGAUGUGUGUCUUGGUACACUGGUCAUGACAUGUUAUGUAUUUCAAUUUGCAAAUUUAAGAACACCAAGACUAUGAAUUGAUCUACUUACAAGUGUAUUCAUACACAGCUAUGUAUCAUAGUUUUAGUGUAUCAUAUCUGGAUUACAUAUUGUUAUUGCAGACUGUGUUUUGUGUGUGUUGCAUCUAAGAAUCUGCAAAAACAAAAGGUUCAACAUGCUGAAAACAAAGACGUGACUUACGUCAUGAUGCUCAUGAACUGAGCUAUUCUGUCCUUUUUACAUAAUGAAGUAAUUAUAAUAUGAAAGAAUUCAUGCUCAUGAUGAGUCAUGUUACAAACAUACCGGUAUAUUAAUAUGGUCUUAUGAAGAACAUUUUAUUGUUUUCAACAUCUCCAUAUAAGUGGAUAUAUAGCCAUAGUGACUGUAAUUGGUACUUAAUUGAUUGCUGUUUUUUGUGUGUUGGUUACUUAACGAGAUCAAUAGAUUAACAGAUUGCUGUUUUUGUGUGUUUUUUACUAUAUAUGUUAUAUGAUUCUUAGAGAUUCUAUACUUAAAACUAUGAUGAAUCAAUAGAGGUGCUUAACACACU